AUUCAAGGUUGGAAUUACACAAGUCAUUGCCACCGACCGCGAUAAGAAAAUUCAAAACAAAAACAGCUGACUUGGCGCUCUUUCAUCAACACAAAUAAACUAGUAUAUGAGUAUAAAAUGACGCAGAAUUCGUCAGAGCUUCUCUCGCUUUCUUCACCUUCCCCCCUCUCCCUCCUCGUCCUCUCUCUCUUACUUACUCUCAACCAAUUUUUUUACCAGUGCUGCUAAUUUUGCUUUUUUCCCGCUAGCUCUGGAAACCAGGGAACUAUAAAAAGUGUUUUGGGGUAAAUUUAGCAUUGAGAAAAGUUGUCAACAUGAAGAGGUUGGUUUGGGAAGAUAUUGCUUACAAAAAUGCACAUCGUAAGAUAUAUUUUGUUCAAAAAUUUGACAGUCGUAGAAUAAAAAAAAUUAACCCAUAAUUAUGACUUCUACUUCAACAAUAAUAGGGGAGAGUUAACAUAAGAUAAUUUACUAGCAAUACAAUUUGAUUAGAUAUUUAGAGAUUGUUUCAAUUGCCGAUUUAGCUUAUUCUAACGCUCUAGAAUUAGGGUACACCACAUCUACUCUCAACCUACUGUCACAUAUUAAGAGAUUGAGAGUACAUAAUGGCUAUCAAAAGAGAAAUGUCAACUGUCCGUUUCAAUCCGCUGUGGACUAGUAAAUUCAUGUUGGGAGCUGAUAGCAAGCAGGUCGCCAAACAGAUGACCCCAAACAGAUUUGACAGUACGAGUAUAGAAAAAUGUUUUGGAUGCGUUCCAUGACGUUUUUUAAUUUAUUAAAGAAUUUUUAUAUUAGCAAGCAAAAUUGUUAUUUCAGAAUUAAAAAUUGCUUAUAGUGCUUAGGGUAGUAUCAUAAGUUUAAUAGACUGAACAAUAAAUAAUAACAUUUAACAAUUCUAUUAAACAAAAGUUAAAGCACCUAAAAUAGCUUUGACCUCUGCACUAUUUUAAAAUAGGUGUUAUCAGUGAGCAAAAACAAAGAACGAAUGACGCACAAAGAAUUAAUUAUUAGAUGAGCAUUAAGGCUUUCAUCAGAACCUCAAUACCUCCUGACACAACAUGAAAGAAAUAUGUAUUGAGGCCAAGCAACGAAUCAGCAAUUGCAUGCUGGCCAGUAGCAGCGGAAAUGGCUCGCCUGUUUCUACAAGUUGGAGGUCAACUCACCUACAUAACCCGCCAAUGCGAUCAACAAGCGCCUACGACAGUAUGGAACGUCCUUUUCGAUGGGAUAAGAAGCGAGGACGCUGGGCGAACUCUGCUGACUUCUAUUUCGCCUGCACCUGUCAUGCGUUCAGCUCGAUGAUAUUCUCAGAAAUACUUGUUCACGCUUUGAUGUUCGGUGGUUGGAAAUUCCUAUUAUUAUCCUAUUCGCUGGCAAUAGCAUUUUAUGCAUUACCCACAUUUAUAAUUCAAACGUUUUUGGGCCAGUUCUCCACAUCCGGUUCAAUAUCAGCAUUUCGUGUGUCCCCAAUAUUUAAAGGGAUUGGCUAUUCAAUUCUUUUGGUUAACAUAACGACGGUGCCUUACUAUAUCAUCACCAGUGCUGUGCCGUUCGUUUAUGCCGUCCACUCCCUGCACAACACUCUACCGUGGAUGAGUUGUAACAACACUUGGAAUACGGCCAACUGUUCUGUUCACGAUAAAUACAAUGCGGAAGAUGACAUACAGGACCCACAUUCCACCGUUGAAUUCUUUCGCUCUGUGAUUAGCAGCACUAGCAAAGAUGCGAGUGCCAUAACUAUUUCUUGGUCUAUAUUGCUUGGUGCCUUGAUUGUAGGGUUUGUGGCCAUCGCUAUAUUGCUGAAGCAUGUGUCCUUUAUCGGAAAGGUGCUUCGCUGUAUUUGCGUCCUCAUGUUUGGAUUUUUUCUGGCCAUAUUUGCCAAUGUUUUGAUUCAGCAGAAACUGAGUUUGCAUAAUUUCGAAGAGUAUUUGCACCCCAUGUUGGAAAACAGCACUGAGGGUAUCUUUGGAGCAGUUCGAUGUGCCAUGUUAAUGGCCACAUUUGUGUUGGGCCCCGGUUGGGGUAGCGUGAUCACUCUUUCCAGCUACAACAGUUUCCGUACCGAUAGCGAACGCCUUUCCCUAUGGAUAUGCCUGACUCACGUACUGAUUUGUCUAAUGGCUUUGUUGGCUGGAUCGGUGGCUUUUGACCAUUUCGAACUUCAUGUGGGUAUGUUGCAUUGGCAUGUGGAGGAAGAGCACUUUUUGCAAUUUUUGUACCUUUGUUACGCUUACUUUUUUGGUAGUCUUUCAAGUUUGCCCAAUCUGUGGUCUUUCCUCUUCUUUAGUAUUGUAUUCCUAGCCGAGUUCUGUUGUUUGGUCAUUCAAGUAGUGUCGGUGCUAACGGCGCUCUUUGAUGAAUUCGAGCAAUUGCGCUCAAAAAAGGAUUGGAUCACUGUUGGCAUUGGAACGAGUCUCAUUGCUGUCUCCAUUUAUUUUUGUACCCAACAAGGCUUUCGCCACUUGGAUAUUCUGCCAAAUGUGGGACUACUCACACAUAUUUUCCUGUCCGUGGUGCUACUGCUGAUGACCACUUGGGUUUAUGGGCGUGAACGUUUCCAAUCUGAUUUGCAGUUCAUGUUGGGAAAAACGAUCUCAAAUUUUAAAAUAUUUUUAAUUCGCUUUAUAACUCCAGUACUAUUAUUGUUUUUUGUGAUAGAGGUUUUGUACUUUUUUGAAAGAGACGAACUACACCAAGCGCUGCCUUGGAUCAUUCAGUGCAUAGUCUUCUUGAUCGCAAUAAUAUACAUUUUAUAUAAGGUGUGCCAAACCAGCGGAUCCUGGCCAUACCGACUGACGCAACUUUUUGCUCCACACGAUUGGCAUCCAGUUGAUGCUGACAAUCGGCGUUUUUACGAGGAGAUUAUGGGAACCUCCGAAAUGUUGGUCAUCGAUAAUACAAAUUUGUAACUCUCUUAAUUUUGUGUAGAAAUUUCGUGCGUUUCUGACUCUAGGUUUAAUGAUGAGCAGAACGAUCAAAUGAACUCCUAUCUAUUAGAUUGCAAAAUAGCUCUUAGAAAUAUAAAGUCUUGGCAUAAAAACUUUAGCCAAAUAGCGUAAAAACUUCAAGAAGGGAUGUGACAGGAACAGACUUACAAACGAACUUGACUGUAUGGGCUUGCUGUGUCGUUCUAUUCAAAGGAAUGUAUAUACAUACACACAGGCAUAAGAAUAUGCCUAAAAGCAGAAAGUAGAGCUGAAAAAUUAAAAAUUGUUUUAAUACUAAACAAAAAAUCAUUAAGCUGUGAAUAAAAGUGCACAUGUUCCAACUUAGGUUCAGUGCUUGGUGCUACAAAAA
Scaptodrosophila lebanonensis is the source of this 3297-nucleotide messenger RNA. Its product is annotated as sodium-dependent serotonin transporter-like. The record is from RefSeq and is a predicted model, not a curated record. The transcript has 10 exons. Gene Ontology annotation, biological process: sodium ion transmembrane transport. Gene Ontology annotation, cellular component: membrane. The coding region runs from base 1059 to 2909 and encodes 616 amino acids. Lineage: Eukaryota; Metazoa; Arthropoda; Insecta; Diptera; Drosophilidae.